This is a messenger RNA of Dioscorea cayenensis subsp. rotundata (Guinea yam), 3920 nucleotides long. RefSeq names its product disease resistance protein UNI-like. NCBI's taxonomy places the organism in Eukaryota, Viridiplantae, Streptophyta, Magnoliopsida, Dioscoreales, Dioscoreaceae. Gene Ontology annotation, molecular function: ADP binding; protein binding. The record is from RefSeq and is a predicted model, not a curated record. Bases 1 to 3153 code for a protein of 1050 amino acids. The transcript is spliced from 3 exons.
AUGGACUUCUUGAUCACGAUCGCUGGUGUGAUUGUCAAUCAUACAUGGGUCCCCAUUAGCCGCCAGUUUGGUUACCUUAUUUCCUACAAACGCAACAUUAAGAAGUUGGAGAUAAAAUUUGAUGAACUAGAUGCUCUUCGGCAAGUUGUCCAAGGAAAAGUUGACGCAGCGAGACAUGAAAGACUUGAAGAGGUCAACACUGAAGUUCAAACUUGGUUGACAAAGGUAAACACAAUGGAAGAAGAGGUGAAGAGAAUCAAAGAUAAAGCUUCGUUGAUCUCCAACAAUUGCUUUCUACCAAUGAACUUGCACUAUAAACUUGGAAGAGAGGCUGCUCAUCAUAAAGAAACCACUGUAUGUCUUAUAAGAACGGGCAAUUUUGAUUGUGUGUCUCACCCGUGCCCACCCCCAAGCACUACCGAUUCAUUGUCGUUUAAUGGAGACUACGCGAUUUUCAAUUCAAGGAAGUCCAAUGAGGAGAAAAUACUUGAAGCAUUGAAGGAUGAAGCUGUGCACUCAAUUGGGCUUUGGGGCAUGAGAGGAGUAGGAAGGACAACAUUAGUGAAAGAAGUUGUGAAGCAAGCCAAGGGCUUGUUUGGUAGGGUGGUGAUGGUGACCGCAUCACAAAACAUAGAUCUAAACAGAUUUCAAACUGACAUAGCAAACAGUUUGGGCUUGUUUUUCGAGGAAGACAGACUGGGACUGGGACUGGGACUGGGACUGGGAGUAAGAACUUGGGAUUCACAAAUGCGAGUUUUCAAGCUUGAAAAAAAAUUAAGAGAUUCAAAAAAGAAAGUAUUGGUGAUAUUUCAUGAUUUACAGGAGACUUUUAAUCUGUCAAGUGUUGGGAUUAAACUUCCACAGAUGGGUACCAAUUGCAAAGUGGUGAUCACAGCAAGAAACAAAUAUGUCUGUUAUGGAAUGAAGUGCCAAGAGAUUGUGGAGAUGAGAGCAUUAACAGAAGAAGAGUCCUGGAGUCUAUUCAGGAGUAGAGCAGGGGAUGAAGUGGAGUCCCCCACAAUGAAGGAAUUGGCACGGAAUGUGGCCAGAGAGUGUGCUGGUCUGCCUCUGGCACUGGUGUUUCUUGUUACAACACUAAAAGGUAAGAGCCCUGAGAUUUGGAAUACGAUGUUGGAGCGACUAAGAGGGUCUAUGGAGGUGGAUCUCCCAUGUGUGAGUAAACAAGUUUUUCAAUCCAUCCAACUGAGUUUUGAUUUAUUAGAGAGUGAGGCAGCCAAGUCUUGCUUCUUGCACUGUUGUCUCUACCCUGAAGAUAAGAAUAUUCCUAACAAUGAACUGAUGCAUAUGAUGGUAGGAGGGGGCCUCUUAACAGAUGUUGAAACUCUAAACGAAGCACAGAGCAGAGUGGAUCAACUGCUUGAGCGGCUAAAAGCUUGUGGUUUGCUUCUUCAAGAUAUGUAUAUAGGUUGUGUAAGAAUGCCUGAUGUCGUUAGGGAUGUGGCGACAUCUCUCUGUGCGAAAGAUCAUACGUUCUAUGUAGGAGCAGCUGGGCGAUUCCGUGCAGAGUGGCCAAGACAUACUGAGAGUGAGAUGCAAAAUUGCCGACGGCUUUCACUGAUGCACAGCAAUAUUGCAGAUCUUCCUCCUGAUCCAAUGGAGUAUCCAAAACUUGAGACGUUGAUCCUGAGAGACAAUAGGUGGUUAUCAAGCAUCCCAGAAAUGUUCUUCCUACACAUGGGAUCUCUGAUGGUUCUUGACUUGAGUUCUACCAACAUUAGCUCACUACCAAAAUCGCUCUCUUGUCUCACUAAUCUCAGGGUAUUUAACCUGAGGAAUUGUCGUUUUCUUAAAGAUAUUUCUCACAUUAAUGGUCUGAAGAUGCUUGAAAUGCUUGAUCUGGAAGGUUCUCCGGUGUCCAUUGCUCCAGAAGGAGUAGGAUGGGCACAAAAUGUCAGAUUUAUUAAUUUGCGUUGUCAUAUACGUUUUUUAAUGCCACCUUCCCUUGAUGAUUAUUUUUCCAAGGUUUUGCCAAGAUUUCACAGGCUGGAACAAUUGUUCAUGGACAAGUUUGCAGGUAGCUUUCGAGAGUUGCUAAGAUUGCGGCAUCUAACUCACUUGUUCAUCACAGAAGCGGUGGACUUGGAUGAUCCCAUAUCACAUGAACCAAUCUCACCAGGUUCUUGGCCCGAUGGACUUCUAAAUUUCAGCCUUUCUUUUCUCCAAGACAGGAAAUUGCAUUUUUUUGUUCGCAAUAAAAGAAGAUGUUUGAAACUGAUGGGAACCAAGCCCUUGGCUGUUUGGGCCAAGAGAUUACUUGAAACAACAAUAACGUUGGUAUUAACAAAAUUCCAGGAAACUGAACUCAUUUCCCUCAACAGCGAUAUCCCAUGGCUCGCGCUCUCAAGUUUGGAAAAUCUUAAAGUUGUGAAGUGGCAAAAUUUGACCAAGUUGUUGGGGGAUGAGUUAUCAUUGCAUGAAGAAAUGCACCUCAGCCAACUCAAAAAAAUGACCAUAGACAAUUGUCCCAGGUUGACCGGUUUAAUACCAACAAGCCUUUGGCGGAGUAUGCAGAAACUAGAGCAUCUAAAAGUUAAGCACUGCCCUAUGAUGCUGGAACUGUUUCCAUGCGAUCACAAAAUUGAAAAUUGCCAAGAGAUGAGUGAGAUGCCCUCUUCUUGUACUUCUUUGCAAGCCCCGUGCUACUUCCAGGGACUUAGAAAGCUCAAGAUCCGGUCAUGUCCAAGACUUAGGCAUCUUUUCUCCGACAAGCAAGCAAAAAACAUGCAACAUUUGAUUGAGCUUUCUAUAACAGAUUGUGCUGCAUUGAAGACUGUGGUGAUUUCCACAGAAAAUAAAGAGGAAGCAUCUGCAAGCACAUCCACACAUGUUGCUGAUCAUGAAUCUGAUAAUAGCCCUUUCCCUAAUUUGAGACAACUUGUCUUAUAUGAUUUGCCUCAACUCACUGCCUUCCAUCACCUCGCAGCAACACCCAUGGGGUGGUCAGGUCUUCAUAGUUGCAUGAUACUCGGCUGCCCAAAACUAGAGCCUUCGGCAGAACGAAUUCAAUUGAUAAGGGCGAGGAAGAACAAGGCAGGUGGUGUGAAAGCACAGGAAGAAGAGGGAAAGGAAGAAGAGGCAGGUAGUGCGAAAGGAGAGGAAGAAGAGGCAGGUGAUUUGGAACCUGAUUGGUAGCUUGAACCACUUAUUACUAUGAAUGGUUACUGUCAGAGAGUGUCCUGAGAUGCUGACAUUAUUUCCAUACACUGCUGGAAUGGUGGAUAAUAAGAAGAAACCAUCGUCAUCAUCAUCAACAACCUUGCAAGGCCUUGGAAUAUUCAACAGCUUAGAGUUCUGCAUGUUGUUUCUUGUCCAAAACUGACGUAUAUCUUCUUGUUGAAACAAGUAGGUGAACUGCAACAUUUGGAAGAACUACAUGUAGAAGACUACCCUGCAUUAGAAGGAAUUAUGGUUUCUGAAGAAAAAGAAGCUGAUGAAUACUUGUUUCCUCUGUUGAAGAAGCUUUGUCGGUAAGCUUGCGUGAACUCACUGACACAAAUGGAGUGCUGUCUCUGGACUACCUUGGACUCAGGUCAUGUCCAAAUAUUAUGCAGACUAGGCUGAUUAGACUAGGCUGAUUAGACCCGUGAACUCUGAAAGAGUUGGAUUGAGCUUGUAAAUGGAGGCAAUCUUCAUCACAGAGGCAAUCCAUGAUUUACUCUCUGAUUCUGGUUGUGUUUGUUUGUUGGUGGUUUGGUUUGGUUGCGUAUUGUUUCAAAUAUCUGCUGGUGUUUGGUUGCUGAUGGCUAAUUUGUUUGGUUUGUCUGUGUUUUGCUGCUUUUGAUAAAAAAACCUGCUGCUAUUGCUUCUGGUUUGGUUGGGAAUUUGAAUUAAACUCUAUUUUAAUGUAUUGUUUGGAAUUAAUAAAUUGUUUGUGACGAAUAAGAUGGUGAAAUAAAAAG